Messenger RNA from Phycomyces blakesleeanus NRRL 1555(-), 2328 nucleotides. RefSeq lists its product as hypothetical. Bases 1 to 2328 code for a protein of 775 amino acids. The record is from RefSeq and is a predicted model, not a curated record. NCBI's taxonomy places the organism in Eukaryota, Fungi, Mucoromycota, Mucoromycetes, Mucorales, Phycomycetaceae. The transcript has 4 exons.
AUGAACAAUUACAUUGCGAAUGCCUCCAUCACCAGUUCGAAUGAUGAAUCGCAGAAGAGCGAAUUGCAAAAGGACACUAGAGAAGACAGCCAAAGCAACAACGAGGACUUCGAGAUGGAGGAAGAGGAACGCAACCAAGAAAUCAACAUCCUGGCAAUUGGGAUAGAAAUUGACGCUUGCCGCAAGAAAGCAGCAGAAAAGUUGAUAAAGGUUCUGGAAAACCCCGAGGCUAAACUCGACGAUAUAAGAAAGGCCCAAGAAGAGGUGGCCAACACCAAAGAGCGUUGGGUGGCUUUCUGUGACGCCCAAGAGAUGAUGUCCAGCCCAUCAGCCGUUGAGGUCUUCAGGGCCAAUAUUGAGAAGAAAGCUGGAAAAUACCGAGGCAACAACAAGGCAGACUCCUUUGUUCCCCCCAACCUUCCUGCCUUCCAGCUUCGUGGUGGACCAGUCCAUCAGACCAACAAGGCAGUCCACGACUCCAUUGCCGCGUUUUUGAACGACUUCGAAGUGCAGCUCCGGGCACACAACCUGGAUUUUGAUCAGCACUGGGAACGCUUGUUCUGGCUUACCUGUGAUGAGAGACAACGCGUCUCAUUUGAGAAGACAAGGGCCGGAAGAGGUUUGAAGUGGAAGGAGAUCAAGAAGCAUGAAGUCCACUGCAUGCUGCAAAAGCCAGGAGAGCUCGUCAGAGCAUAUGCGGAAAGAUUCCUGGACAGCGUUCAUGCCACCAACCUCGACAGUAGCGACGAGCUUGUAUGGCUCUUCACCUCCAAGCUGUUGAGACCUGUAAGAGAGAAAGCGUGGCAAACACUUACGCAGCACUACGGCUUGGUUGUUCCCAAGAACAUACACCAAGUCAUACCGUUGAUUGUGGCCACUAGUGGUGAGGAGACAGACUCCCUGUUCCAAGAGGAACGGACCACAAGUGGUACCAAGAGAUACCAAGAAGACAAUCACAAGUACACCGGCAGCAAGAGAGGACGCGGUGAAUUCCGUAGAGAACAACGUGGAAACAAUCACAACAACAGAGGAUCCUGCCCUUUGCAUCCCAAGGGCAGACACAGCAAAGACGAAUGCCACAUACUCAAGAGUAUUACGAGCACGGAGAAUAAGACCUUCACACCACCAGCACCAAGACCAGCACCCCUCUGCCAUUACAGUCAUAAAGUUCCGUACUUCAACGUGCAUAAAUGCCCUGAAUUUCAGUUGGCCAAAGCCAAAAAGCCGGUAUUUGCAAACCGCAGCACAAGAACAGUCAACAGUGAGGAUGUGCUGAAUAGUAGAAUUGAGCUGGACCUGAGCCAACUCAAUCUACAAGCACAAGGUAAACACCUUAACAUUCACCACCUCACUGCACCGUCACAUAACGACGGCUCACUCUAUGUUCCUAUAAUUGUUCAGAGUAGCUGGGUGUGGGCACUGGUGGACCCCGGAGCAAACGCUUCUUUCAUUUCUCCAGACCUUGUCUCCUCUCUCUCUCUACCUAUCACUAAAUGUAGUUCAAAAAAGCAGCACAUUUAUUUAGCGUCAGAGAAUAGCUUAGCGGAACAUUUAGGCACUGUUGAGAACCUUUCAUUAUCUUAUAUGAGUCGUAAACUGAAUCACAACUUCGUAGUAAUGAGUUUAGCCUUAGGCACACAGAUGAGCAUUGGCACAGACUUAAUGCCCAGACUGGGCAUGGCAAUUAGAAACUUAGCAACUACUUGGGACGAUCAAAAAAGUGAUUCAUUGAGAGAAAACACUCCAGAUGAUGGGCCAGAACCUAAUAAAUCUCCUGCUGGCACAUCUGAGGAGCAAAAACAGUUUACGGAAGCUAUAGAACAAUCUAUCAGAUCCAACAAACUUAUUCCUAAAACAUCAUUUUGCACUAUACCAGAAUCUAUCAUCCAUAUCGACACACCAGAAGGCGUAACUUCCUACAGAAGACAAUACCCUUUACCGGUAGUAUAUGAGCCUAGAAUCCAAGAGACUGUAAACACUUGGCUAGCAGAUGAUGAAGUCCAGAAAAUUGGCAAAGAAUACUUUACAGUCGGAGCAGUAGUAGCUCAUAGAGAACUGGCUAAAGGAAAAUACGAGUACAGAGUAAGAUGGGAAGGCUACAAAGAAAAAGACGAUACAUGGCAAACGCCUGAGUCCUUUAGCAGCCCUAAACCUAUUGCGGAUUAUUGGGAUCGACUUGCAAACGCCGCACUACGCAGCCCACACCUACACGCCGAAGCAAACGCUCAAGAUGCUAACGCUCAAUACGCUUACGUACAACACGAUAAUGUUCACGAUGCUAACGCCCGAUGCUAUGCCCAAGAAGCUAACAUGGUCCGUUCAGUCUAA